Messenger RNA from Dendronephthya gigantea, 1334 nucleotides. Its product is annotated as 39S ribosomal protein L47, mitochondrial-like. Gene Ontology annotation, cellular component: mitochondrial large ribosomal subunit; mitochondrial ribosome. NCBI's taxonomy places the organism in Eukaryota, Metazoa, Cnidaria, Anthozoa, Malacalcyonacea, Nephtheidae. The transcript is spliced from 4 exons. The coding region runs from base 22 to 681 and encodes 219 amino acids. Gene Ontology annotation, biological process: mitochondrial translation. Gene Ontology annotation, molecular function: structural constituent of ribosome. The record is from RefSeq and is a predicted model, not a curated record.
CGAGAUCAACUGCAAAAGAAGAUGGCGAUAUUUUAUAUACAAGAAUUAUGUUUUAAUUUUCCUCGAUUUUCAAUCGCUCCUUUCAGGUUAUGGUCAUCUAAAGCAAGUUCAAAAUAUCCGUUAUGUUCUGUUCUGUUUCAAAAUGCGUUUGGAUGUAAAAAAUAUAUUCGUAAAGGGAUUAAAAUAAACAAUUUUUUGACGACAAGAGUGGGUCAUAAUUGUACAAGCAUCACGUGGAUACAUACUAGCAAUGUUAGGCUUGGUAUUGAGGAGUUUUUUCCUCCUAAUAUGUUAGAAACCAAACAACCAUUGCCUGAAGAAGUAAAAUCAGGAAGAAGCUGGAGAGCAGGAGAAUUAAGACAGAAAAGUAAUGAAGAUUUACAUAAACUUUGGUACAUCUUACUCAAAGAAAGGAAUAUGUUACUGACAGUACAAGAAGAAGCGAAAAGACAAGAAAUUGUAAUGGUAUCACCUGAAAGAUUGCAGAAGGUCAAAAAGUCUAUGGCCUUGAUCAAAGUUGUGCUAAAUGAAAGAAAACAGGCUAUUGAGCUCAUUGAGGCUAAGUGCAAUAGCAUUGAAAGUGAUGCAAGGGAGAUGACUAACAGUUCCUCAAGCAGUGAAGAUGGACAGGAAAAUAAUGCAAAAAUUGAGUGGAGUCAAACUCCAGUUGCUGCAACGUGAUUAGAGUACAGGAAUUGGAGUUCUACAAUAUUAUCAUUUUGUUAAUAUUUGUUUUUAUUUUAUACCAGUAAUAUAUCAAAUUUAUACCAGUAUAUACUGGUAGUUAGUGCAUACUCAACUAGUAAUUAGUCAUGGGUAAAAUAUGUUGAAUAAAUGCAUGUUGAAUAUAUGAUCACCAUCAAGCAUGUCUGGGGAUUGUAGAGCAUUCAAACCAUUUCCUGAGGGCCAUUUCAAUAUUCCCAUUUAUCAUUUAUGUCAUUUUUUGUACUUCCAGUCAAACUAGCCCAGCCAAUAUUGAUAUUCUCAAUCACAAGUGGUAGUACGAAGAAUUUUUUUUCUAAAUGUGUUUUAUCACAUGUUCCAAUUAACUGCAUUAAGAAGGAGAUAAUUGAUUCUCAUGGCAAUUUUAAUGUUAUCAUUAAAUGUUUUGAAAAUUAUAUUUUAGUAGUCUAACUAAAGACCCAGUCAACCGUUAAAACCACCAGUUCGACAUGUCAGUGGUUUUUUACCCUAGAAUCGUUAUUAUAUCCAGCAUAAUAAACGUUGUUUUGAACAAAACCUAUGAAAGCGUUUAUUUUGGGAAAAUUUCCUCCAUAAAAGUGCAUAAGUUUUAAAUAAAAUGACUUCAUCCUUUAGGUAUCAGUACCAGAAUA